Molecule: messenger RNA, 1881 nt
Organism: Talaromyces amestolkiae
Lineage: Eukaryota; Fungi; Ascomycota; Eurotiomycetes; Eurotiales; Trichocomaceae
Exons: 4
Coding region: 1-1881 (626 amino acids)
Biological process (GO): transmembrane transport
Cellular component (GO): membrane
Molecular function (GO): transmembrane transporter activity
Source: RefSeq, a predicted model, not a curated record
AUGGCCCAUCUCAAUCCUCAUCCUCCUACCGCGCAAUCCGAUAGCUCUUCCUUCUCCUCGAACUUUGUCGAAGUCACGCCUCCCCCUAUGGAAGAUUCGUCCUCAAACUCGCAACUUCGCUUUACGCCGGAUAUCAGCAGUAACAACACCUCGGAAAGCGGGAUGGAGCAAUUGAGUACCUCCACUGCGAAUAUAAAUCGUCCGCAACCCGGAUCGGUAGAACUCCCUCGGUUACAAACGCAACUUGGUCGGGGUCGCGCCGACAAUAUCGCCGCUGAAGAUGAAGASGAGCCGCAAUCGGUAGCUGAAGCGCAAAAGUUCGCAAGCGUUGCUGAUGGCUACGACGAGGAAGGAUAUGAUUCGGAGCUGGAAUACAAGACUCGGCAUCGAUUGCGAAGACAAAUGAGCAUAGGCGGAGGCGUCAAUGCUGAAUAUACGGCGGAAGAAGAGAAGGAGGUUGUGAAGAGACUAGAUAAAAGAUUGGUACUCUUCUUGGCUCUUUUAUAUAUGCUUUCCUUCUUGGAUCGGUCAAAUAUUGGAAACGCCAAAAUUGCCGGCUUAUCAAACGAUCUCAAAUUAUCAUCUUCGCAAUAUGAAUGGCUUCUUACGGCAUUUUACAUCACAUAUAUUGCAUUUGAGUGGAUGGCAUUAAUGUAUAAAAUAGUACCAGCGCACAUCUAUAUCCCGUUGUGCGUAUUCACCUGGGGAAUAUUGGCGUCCUGUCAGGCGUUGACCAGAGGAUUCUGGGACAUGCUCAUCAUUCGAGCAUUGUUGGGCGUCUCCGAGGCAGCCUUCGGCCCUGGCGCGCCGUUUUAUCUGUCGUUCUUCUACAAGCGCGAAGAACUCGCGUAUCGCACCGCGCUUUUCAUAUCUGCGGCACCACUUGCUACUUCAUUCGCAAGUAGUUUGGCAUGGCUGAUUGUGAAAUUGAGCAGCAACAUGCCUAUUGCGCCUUGGCGCUCGCUUUUUUUGGUGGAAGGGUUUCCGAGUUUGGUCGCGGCAGUCUUUGCUUGGUUAUUGAUUCCGGAUUCACCGGGAAAAGCGAGAUUUUUGACAUCGCGGCAGAGGAAAGUUGCCAAAUUGCGAUUGCAGUCGAAGAAUAAGAUUGAGAGACAUGGUUCACAGUCUGCUGAAUCGGAGAAGUUUAAUUGGAAGGCGGUGAUUGAGACAUUGUGUGAUCCGAUGUCGUAUCUCAUAGCUUUCAUGUUCCUUGGCUGCAAUGUGGCAUUCAGUUCGAUGCCGGUCUUUCUCCCAACAAUCAUCAACAAUAUGGGAUACUCAUCCAUAGCCUCACAGGCUCUUUCAGCGCCUCCAUUCCUGGUAGCAUUCGGGGUAGUCCUUCUGACAGCCUCACUAUCCGACCGCUCCCGCACUCGAAGUCCAUAUCUGAUCUUCCACGCUCUGCUAUCUGCAACAGCCUACCUCGUAAUCGGACUCACAGGCUUGUUCCAUUCACACAUGCCCACCUCCCUCCACACCAUGAUCCGCUAUUUAUGCAUCUACCCGGCUACAUCCGGCUUCUUCUCCGCCGUCACAAUCAUCAUCACUUGGAGCAUGGAUAACCGCACCGCCCAAGAAGGCAAGGGCAGCAGCGUCGCAAUCCUAAAUAUAGUCGGACAAUGCGGUCCGCUUAUAGGUACUCGACUCUACCCCGACAGCGACAAGCCAUGGUUUGUGCGCGGUAUGUUGGCGUGCGCUGCGUUCAUGUUGGUGGUUGCCGUAUUGGCAUUUUCGUUGCGACUGGUAUUGUUGCGUAAGAAUAGGGGGAUUGCGGAAAAGAGGGACCAGAUGGGUAUUGAGAUGGCUGAGGGUGAGGGAUUGAUUGAUCGUGGGAGAGAUCGGUCGAUGAUGCAGGAUGAGAUGUUUACAUAUAUUGUAUAG